AUGAGUUACAAUUUACCGAAUCCCAGUUUGAUAGGUAUCUUGCUUAUCAUUUCGACCCAUAGCGGUCCCCAAUUAAUCUACAAGCAACCGCCAGGACUCACUAAAGAGCCAGACGAAGAUGAAGGCGAAUAUGAUCAGGAGGAUAUAGCUGAAACAGAGUCAGACGAAUACGGGAACUAUUUCGAAUACGACGAGGACAGUAAUAUGUAUGGAACGAACCUAUAUAAACAAUGGGAUGCUAAUCAUUUGAACUAUUAUAUGGGGACAAAAAAGGACCUCAUUCUGUUCUUAGACGAAAUAGAAACAAAGAGAAAACAGGCUUCAAUGAAAGCAGUUGCCAAGAAGAGAAGUCAAUUGUCUAAGAUAGCUUCCAACCCAAGUACAAUUCUGACAACAGGCAAUCUGGGCAAUGAUUCGAUCUUCGGAAUUGAACCAGCCUACCUAUGUGAAAUGUUGGCACCACCGAAGAAAAUGUGCAAUUCUCGGUUUGAAAUUAUGAUUGACGACAAGAUUUUUUUGGGCCUCCCAGUGCAUAAAUAUGACAAUGGCUCAUGGAGAUUGAAGGGCUCUUCCAAGCGGAUCAACCGUAACAAAGAGGAAAAUACACAUCAACACGAGGUUGACAAUUCUAAAUCAAAAUUGAACCUCAACAUGUUUCAUCUUGUUUUCAUAAUGAACCCACCAGUAAUAGAAUAUAAUUAUAGAAUCGACGAAAUGUUUCACUACGUCAUAUCACGAUUGUCAUUAGUCUUGCGAUAUGAACAGCUGAAAAAUGACUUCAUUUCUAACCAAGUCAAGAUGAUAUUAAAUCUAAAGGAGCAGUUCAAAGAAAAGGAAGAGUUGGAAAGCCAACUACUCAAUAAAUCUUCUCUUUGUAAAAUGAUUCAUGAUUGCUAUUUAUCAAUUUCUCAGUCAAAAAUUGCCAAUCUUUCAGUCAAUAAUAAACUCAGAUCCUUCCAGAUUCCCAUUAAGACUGAAUUCCAUUCCUUGCCAGAAUCCUCAGUUCCUUUUAUUCCCGGCUCUCACCUCUCCUCGACCGUAGGUUUACUUGGAACUACUGGACUAAUCAACGUGGGCGAAACAACAAGGUACGGGGAAGCAAUGAAUGACGAAAAUGAAGGGAUCAGUGAAGCAGCAGAUGAUAUUGUAUAUUUUGCACUUCUUCUACUAGAUGAUGCCGAGUCAAUUAUACGAGAUAUCAAAACAGAACUGAGUGGGACUUUGGCUAAGUUCAUUAGAAUGAUAAAUCCUACAGAAUCGCUAUUAAAGUUAUCUACGAGAAGCAAUAGUUUGGAUACUUUACAAGUGAAGUCCUUUGCUUUUCAUUUAAUAUAUUGGAGAAGAGCUCGAGUAAUUCAGCCUUUGAGCACUAGAUCUGUUUAUUUCGUGUCACCAAUGGCUCCUAUUACUACAAAUUUAUACACCGAUAUUCGGGAAUUUAAAAAAUCAUUUCCAACAUUGCCUUCUCUUCCACAGUUUUUAAAGUUGCUUUCUCCACAAUCCAAAAAGCCCUCUCAAUUUGCCACCGUUAUUCCUUCGAAGGAUCACCGUGACAUUUACUUUGAAGCUUUGAGUUGGUUAAUACGUUUUGGAUAUGUAACUCAGUUGCAAACCUUUAUUUGGCUCAAAAUAUCAAGGAAGAUUAAAAUAAAAGUGGAAGAAGAUUUGGAAAAUGAGAGCUCUUCUCGGAAGAGGUCUAACAUAACCAAGAAGUUGUUAAUGGGCGGUACAGAUAACAGUUCAAAAGACCCUGCAGCAGAAUCGUCUACAGACAAUAGAAUCAUGGACCAAAACGAUGAUAAAGAAGAGAAUGCAACGAAACAGUUGAGUAACAUUAAUGCUGAAGAUCAAGAAAUUGAGAACAUAAAAGAAAGGUUGAAAUCCACUUCGUUAGGACCGCUUGUAAGCUUGGAAGAUGACGAUGAUACGAUCCUCCUUGACCCAGGAAGAGCAACAACCUUGGAAAGACGCUGGAUCAACAAGAUAAUAUUUGAUGAAUGCAAAUUGUCAUCAGAAUUGACAAAUGCAUUCUACAAAUUGUUAAAGUAUAUGGAUGGGAAAAGCCCGCUUGAGUUGCUUUUGCUAAAGGAGAAUAUUUCAAGAACUGAAAUUAGAAAGUUGCUCAUCGCUAUAGAAGACCACAUAAUAUCAGUUAGGCAUUGGUGA
Scheffersomyces stipitis CBS 6054 is the source of this 2166-nucleotide messenger RNA. RefSeq lists its product as uncharacterized. The coding region runs from base 1 to 2166 and encodes 721 amino acids. Gene Ontology annotation, biological process: TORC1 signaling; positive regulation of autophagy; cellular response to amino acid starvation. The record is from RefSeq and is a predicted model, not a curated record. The transcript is spliced from 3 exons. Lineage: Eukaryota; Fungi; Ascomycota; Pichiomycetes; Serinales; Debaryomycetaceae. Gene Ontology annotation, cellular component: GATOR1 complex.